UGUUGCCUUGUGAGGAUUUCCAAGGCUGGCCGGGGUGGCUUGCCAUCCCUCCUUUCUCCUUCACCCCGAACCAAGCCCAGCGGGCAGGACUGGCCGGAGCCAAAAGCUUUUGACUCGGCUAUUGCGUUCCCGCCCCGCCCGGGGGUGGCCCUGGAUCGCCGGACCUCGCUGGCCCCAGGCUGGGACCAUGGUGUUUCUCGCCGGAAACGCCUCCGAGAGCUCCAACUGCACUCACUCGCCCGCGCCAGUGAACAUUUCCAAGGCCAUUCUGUUAGGAGUGAUCUUGGGGGGCCUCAUCCUUUUCGGGGUGCUGGGAAACAUCCUCGUGAUCCUUUCUGUGGCCUGUCACCGCCAUCUGCACUCCGUCACUCAUUACUACAUCGUCAACCUGGCGGUGGCAGACCUCCUGCUCACUUCCACCGUGCUGCCCUUCUCGGCCAUCUUCGAGAUCCUGGGCUACUGGGCCUUCGGUAGGGUCUUCUGCAACAUCUGGGCGGCGGUGGACGUGCUGUGCUGCACUGCGUCCAUCAUGGGGCUCUGCAUCAUCUCCAUCGACCGCUACAUCGGCGUCAGCUACCCGCUGCGCUACCCGACCAUCGUCACCCAGCGCAGGGGCCUCAUGGCUCUGCUGUGCGUCUGGGCCUUCUCGCUGGUCAUCUCCAUUGGGCCUCUGUUCGGCUGGAGGCAGCCGGCCCCCGACGACGAGACCAUCUGUCAGAUCACCGAGGAGCCCGGCUACGUGCUCUUCUCGGCACUGGGCUCCUUUUACGUGCCGCUGGCCAUCAUCCUGGUCAUGUACUGCCGGGUCUACGUGGUGGCCAAGAGGGAGAGUCGGGGCCUCAAGUCCGGCCUCAAGACCGACAAGUCAGACUCCGAGCAGGUGACGCUGCGCAUUCAUCGGAAAAACGUCCCUGCUGGUGGCAACGGGACGAACAGCGCCAAGAACAAGACAAACUUCUCCGUGAGGCUCCUCAAGUUUUCCAGGGAGAAGAAAGCCGCCAAAACGCUGGGGAUCGUGGUGGGCUGCUUCGUUCUCUGCUGGCUGCCCUUUUUCCUGGUGAUGCCCAUUGGUUCCUUCUUCCCUGACUCCAGGCCCUCGGAAACUGUUUUUAAAAUAGCAUUUUGGCUCGGAUAUCUAAACAGCUGCAUCAACCCCAUCAUAUACCCGUGCUCCAGUCAAGAGUUUAAAAAGGCAUUUCAGAAUGUCUUGAGAAUCCAGUGUCUUCGCCGAAAGCAGUCUUCCAGGCAUGCUCUGGGCUAUACGCUACACGCACCCAGUCAGGCCCUCGAGGGGCAGCAAAAGGACAUGGUGCGCAUUCCAGUGGGCUCUGGAGAGACCUUCUAUAAGAUCUCCAAGACCGAUGGGGUCUGUGAGUGGAAAUUUUUCUCUUCUAUGCCCCGUGGAUCUGCCAGGAUUACAGUACCCAAGGACCAAUCAGCUUGCUCCACAGCCCGGGUGAGAAGUAAAAGCUUUUUGCAGGUCUGCUGUUGUGUGGGGCCCUCGACCCCCAGCCUGGAAGAGAACCACCAAGGUCCAACCAUUAAGAUGCACACCAUCUCCCUCAGUGAAAAUGGAGAGGAAGUCUAGAGAACAGGAAAG
Elephantulus edwardii (Cape elephant shrew) is the source of this 1600-nucleotide messenger RNA. RefSeq names its product alpha-1A adrenergic receptor-like. Gene Ontology annotation, molecular function: alpha1-adrenergic receptor activity. The record is from RefSeq and is a predicted model, not a curated record. Bases 188 to 1588 code for a protein of 466 amino acids. The transcript has 2 exons. Gene Ontology annotation, cellular component: membrane. Lineage: Eukaryota; Metazoa; Chordata; Mammalia; Macroscelidea; Macroscelididae. Gene Ontology annotation, biological process: positive regulation of cytosolic calcium ion concentration; cell-cell signaling; regulation of cardiac muscle contraction.